Molecule: messenger RNA, 4045 nt
Organism: Brienomyrus brachyistius
Lineage: Eukaryota; Metazoa; Chordata; Actinopteri; Osteoglossiformes; Mormyridae
Gene: pfkfb2b
Product: 6-phosphofructo-2-kinase/fructose-2,6-biphosphatase 2b
Exons: 16
Coding region: 750-2363 (537 amino acids)
Biological process (GO): fructose metabolic process; fructose 2,6-bisphosphate metabolic process
Cellular component (GO): cytosol
Molecular function (GO): 6-phosphofructo-2-kinase activity; fructose-2,6-bisphosphate 2-phosphatase activity; ATP binding
Source: RefSeq, a predicted model, not a curated record
AAUACUGUUUGUACUGCUAAUAAUGAACGUUAUUGUGUAUGCUAGUUUAAAAGCUGUGUUCCCAUUCAUUUGCAUUUAAAUCAGGGCCCCAUAGAAAAGGCUUAGCCCCCCUUUCAUAAAUCCUUAGCUCCUGCAUGAUAAUCCAAUGCGAGAAACUUUUAUUAGGAUUCAGUUGGGUUUUUGGACAUGCAAACUGGUCAGUUUGAAUGGAAAAAGUUCGUUAAUAAUAUAGGCAUUUGUAGCUUUUUGGGAGCUAAAGCGAACGAGUAUUGAAUAUAAAUGCUAAUAUUAAUGACGGAAAUAUGUCUUAUGUGCUGUCAAGUCAGUGUCGACUCUGGUCACCAUAUAGACGGCAUUAUACAGAAUACCCUGUCUUCUGUCUGAAUCUCCAAACACGACUACUUACUGUUCGUAUAUAAAGCACUUCAGCCAGCUUUUAACAUAAACUCUCUAGGUUUACAGUUCUACAGUGCAAUAAAGGGUUUAAUGAUGUGUUGCACGAUAAAUGGGAGUAUCAAACUAUUUCCAAUUCGGGAGUGUAGCAUUCAGAUCAAAGUCGUGGAUAAUAACGUUACCUUUAUUCGUAGAAAUACGGUAACAAGACUAUGACGUAGAGACACACCUUCAUUCAUGUGUUUGGCCGGUACCGUUUCGGAAGGUCAUCUAUCGCCGAGCAAUGAAGACCCAGUUCUCCUAGGAUCAAAACAAGUCCGGCAAUUCAAAUAAGGAAGACCGUCGCACUGCCAGUCAUGUCGUCUGGCCCGCAGGGAAACUGUGCGCCACUGAACUCCGCUGACUUGAAGAAAACGGAGUACAGGACCACGGAGAAGAAAUGCUCCUGGGCCUCCUACAUGACCAACUCCCCCACUGUCAUUGUGAUGAUUGGCCUGCCGGCAAGGGGGAAAACAUACAUGGCCAAGAAGCUAACACGCUACCUCAACUGGAUCGGUGUGCCCACCAAGGUGUUUAACCUGGGUGUGUACCGGCGAGAAGCGGUGAAGUCUUACAAAUCCUACGAUUUCUUCAGACACGACAAUGAGGAAGCCAUGAAAAUCAGGAAACAGUGUGCUCUUGUUGCUCUACAAGAUGUCAAGUCCUACCUGAAUGAGGAAGGAGGUCAGAUCGCUGUGUUUGAUGCUACAAACACAACGAGGGAGAGAAGAGACCUGAUUCUUUGCUUCACUAAGGAAAAUGGCUACAAAGUGUUCUUCGUAGAGUCAGUAUGUGAUGACCCAGAAGUCAUUGCUGCCAAUAUCCUGGAGGUAAAGGUGUCCAGUCCUGACUACCCAGAAAGACACCGAGAGCGUGUCAUGGACGACUUCCUUAAGAGAAUCGAGUGCUAUAAAGUUACAUACCAACCACUGGAUCCUGAUGAGUAUGACAGGGAUACCUCCUUCAUCAAGGUGAUGAACGUGGGCCGCCGAUUCCUGGUCAACCGGGUGCAGGACUACAUCCAGAGCAGGAUCGUCUACUACCUGAUGAACAUACACGUACACUCUCACUCCAUCUACUUGUGUCGGCACGGCGAGAGCGAGCACAACGUGCAGGGCCGCAUCGGCGGUGAUUCCGAGCUGUCCCUGCGCGGGAAGCAGUUUGCACAAGCUCUCCGAGUAUUUAUUGAGGAGCACGGUCUCUCAGGUUUGAAGGUGUGGACCAGUCAGCUGAGGAGGACCAUCCAGACAGCUGAGGAGUUGGGAGUUCCCUAUGAGCAGUGGAAGAUCCUCAAUGAGAUAGAUGCUGGUGUUUGCGAGGAGAUGACCUACAAGAUGAUUGAGGACACCUUUCCAGAGGAGUUUGCCCUGCGGGACCAGGACAAAUACCACUACCGCUACCCAGGAGGCGAGUCCUACCAGGACCUGGUGCAGAGGUUGGAGCCAGUAAUCAUGGAACUGGAAAGGCAGGAGAAAGUGCUGGUCAUCUGUCACCAGGCCGUGAUGCGCUGCUUGCUAGCUUACUUUCUGGACAAAAGUGCCGAUGACCUGCCUUACUUGAAAUGCCCCCUUCACACAGUCCUCAAGCUCACACCAGUGGCCUAUGGUUGCAAAGUGGAGAUGUUUCACCUGAAUGUAGAGGCGGUGAACACACACCGCGAUCGCCCUUUUAACAAAGUCCGGAAGGACCCUGCACCCGUCCUGCUCCGCCGGAAUAGUUACACACCCCUGUCCAGUCACGACCAGGUCAAGCGACCCCGGCUCUACAGUGCCGGAAACCGGCCCUGGCUGCCCCUUGCCCCCUCCCCGUCGACCCUGCAGUUCCCGGAGACACCAGAGGGGGCGAUGCUGCUGCAGCAGAGUGAAGAAUCGAUCUGCGAGGGAAUCGACUGUGACAGCCAGGAAGAAGCUAGUGACUGUGUCCGCUUUUGAGUAGGAAGGUGCAGCAGGGUUCUUUUUCUCUGAAAGCCCCACCCCCUGCUGUCUCCCAGCCCAGGACCUGGAGCACUUUGGAUCUGUCUGCUACAUGUCUUCAGUUGCACUGCAUGUCCACUUGUAUGUAUGUAUAAAUUUCUGAGCACCAAAAAUCUGAAUAAUUAUGUGCAUUGCUUAUAAGCAAUGCCUGUAAGUAUAAAUGUCUCAUUUAAUGUUCAUUUAGUAAAGGAAAUACUUGUGAGCUUCAAGUAUGUUUAAAUUCAUUUUAAAACAUCCAUGUUUCCUAAUUCACAGCGACUAUGUACUAUAUAAGUGAUAUGGAAGAUGGAUUUCUAUGUAUAGUUUAUUAUAUAAAAAAAACACUUUGCAUGACUAAUAUGAACCUUAUAAAACAUACAGCUUUUUAAGUUGGCAAAUUGACAUUUUUUAAAUAUAUAUUUAAUGAAAAGCUUAAAAUGCAACUCUGAAUAUAGAUUUUAAAACAGUGAACUAAAUAUUUGAAACUGUAAAUGACUCACAAGCAAUUAAAACAAACCUUGCUAGAUAAUUUAUUUUUCUCUGUUACACAAAUUUGGUACAAAUGUACAUAGUAAUAACUUAGCUUUAAGGUUUGUGAAUGAAUUGGCAUUUUGGCAUCCUGUACCCCAUGAACGAAGAAACUGAAAUGAAUGAUCACACAGAUCUUUUUCUUGCACCACUGAAUGAGUGAUAUAAUGGUAGGAAGGUGCUGCAGGGUUCUUUUUCUCUGAAAGCCCCAUUCCCCCCCUACUGGGUCGCGGGGGGUCCGGAGCCUAUUCCGGAAGCAAUGGGCACGAGGCAGGGAACAACCCAGGAUGGGGGGCCAGCCCAUCGCAGGGCACACUCACACACCAGUCACUCACAUAUGCAAACCUACGGGCAAUUUACCAACUCCAAUUAGCUUCAGCAUGUUUUUGGACUGUGGGGGGAAACCAGAGGAAACCCCACGACGACAUGGGGAGAACAUGCAAACUCCGCACACAUGUGACCCAGGCAGAGACUCGGACCCGGGUCCCAGAGGUGUGAGGCAACAGUGCUAACCACUGCACCACCAUGCCGCCCCUAAUACAGAAACUAAAGUAGUUUAUAUACUGGUAUGAACACCGUUAGCUCUAUUAUGUAUUUAUACAUUUGUAUAUACUUUAAGUAUGUUAAAGAUGCAAAAGUAGUUUUAAACAACAUAGAAAUUGUUCUUAAGGACAAAGAUGAAUGGAGGCAGUUGGAAUGCAUAAGAACCUUUAAUGGAAGGGAGCAUCACAAUCAGAAUAGUCCAUCCCAGUUUUGGUUAAUUAACAGGGCAGUCCACAUCAUGGGGUACAGGAUGCCUGUAGAAUCACAUCAGUUGUUUGCUCUGAAUCUGUGCCUUAGGGGCAACAUUUCUGAAAGCCUUAUCUACUUCAGCUUUGAGACUGUGCAUAUGUUUAAAAGUUUGAUAGAGUGUUUGUUCAGCCUGCUUGCGGGAGGAGACCUAAAAGAGGACUGCGUUACUGAUCCCAAAGCUCCUUCACAGGGAAGGCCACUGCAUUUCAGUCUACUGUAACGUGCUAAUGAAUGUAUUCCAAAACCAGCUAACGCACAAUGUACGGUUUCAUAGUAGUGUGCUGCUUUUCAAUCAGCAAAAUGAUGCCUUGUUCAAAAUUGAGUAAAUAAUGCUAAAUGAG